AGAACAUUCCGCAUGAACCGAGCUCGUAAAACCAGCAGUUGUGGAUGUUUUCGCAGUGCAUUUUGUCUUCUCAAACCAUCCACGUCAUCAGCAUCAGAAGAACACGGUGACAGUGAUAAGAAGCUGUUAUCAGUACAAUUGAUCACACCCAGGGAUGAGGAAGAACAGACAUCAUCUCGCUCGAUCAAAAUCCCUCCACUGGACCUUAAUGGACUUGAUUGCAAAAAGAAUGCAGUAGCUGCUCGAAGAGCCGGGCGUCGGAGGACUUCUGAAGGUGGUGGAGUGAGAGGGAAAGGUCAUUUUGCAGAAGUUGUUUUAGACGGUCUUCAACGUCCAGUUAGUCUUCUUCGGAAUCAGAAGGAAAAAUCGAAUUCGGAUGAUAACUGUCAGGAGAAAGAGCCCACGUCACCUUCUUCAUCGCGGAAAAAGAGCUAUGAUAAUGCACCGGCACUGGAGUCACUUGAAAAACUUCGCUACAUCCUGCACCAGCUCAACAGCGGGCAGCUUCCCCUCGAAGACCUGAAACGAAACAUUGAAUAUGCGGCGUUGGUGCUCGAAACUGCAUAUAUGGAUGAGACGAGACGAAUAUGCGACGAAGACGAUGAUCUAGCCGAAGUCACCCCGGAGACAGUACCCGAUGAAGUUCGUGAGUGGCUUGCUGCAACGUUCACUCGCCAGAACGCCGGAAAAAAAAGGGAUAAGCCAAAGUUCAAGAGUGUUGCCAACGCGAUUCGAACCGGAAUCUUCUUCGAGAAGCUCUUCAGAAAACAGCAAGUUGUUCAAUGUCCAAUUCCACCUGAAAUCGCAGAACUUAUGAAGGAAGUGUGCACGUGGUCGUUCAGUCCAUUCCAGUUAAAUGAAGUCUCCGAGGGUCACGCGUUGAAAUACGUUGGAUUCGAAUUAUUCAACCGAUAUGGAUUUAUGGAUCGAUUCAAGGUUCCGUUGACAGCACUGGAGAAUUAUUUAUCCGCGUUGGAAGUUGGAUAUUCAAAACAUAACAAUCCAUAUCACAAUGUUGUUCAUGCAGCUGACGUCACUCAGAGCUCACACUUUAUGCUCUCGCAAACUGGAUUGGCGAAUUCGCUCGGAGACUUGGAACUUCUCGCGGUGCUCUUCGGAGCCCUCAUCCAUGACUACGAGCAUACCGGACACACCAACAAUUUCCACAUCCAAUCUCAAUCCCAAUUUGCAAUGCUUUACAACGAUCGAAGCGUCUUGGAGAAUCACCACGUUUCAUCAUGCUUUCGGUUGAUGAAGGAGGAUGACAAGAAUAUUUUGACUCAUUUGACUCGAGAUGAGUAUAAAGAGUUGAGGAAUAUGGUCAUUGAGAUCGUCUUGGCAACCGACAUGUCAACUCAUUUCAUGCAGAUAAAGACGAUGAAGUCCAUGCUGAGCUUGCCGGAGGGAAUUGACAAAAACAAAGCAUUAUGCCUAAUCGUCCACGCUUGCGACAUAUCUCAUCCAGCAAAACCAUGGAAUCUUCACGAACGUUGGACAGAAGGAGUUCUAGAGGAAUUCUUCCGUCAGGGAGACCUCGAAGCCUCAAUGGGACUACCGUACUCCCCGUUAUGUGAUCGUCAUACUGUACACGUGGCUGACAGUCAAAUCGGAUUCAUUGAUUUUAUUGUGGAACCGACGAUGGUGGUUUGUGGAGAGUUGCUCGUGAAAAUGGUUGAACCGCUGGUCUCAUUGCCUCCAACAGAUUCUCUAUUCCCACCAAGUGUCGAUGGAGGAGACGACAAAUCACCAUCAAAUGCGUUGAGUCCACUACCUGAUCUACGCAACUCAUCCACUUCACCAUCGUCGAUUCGUAGGAUUCCGUUGAAUUACGCUGGAAAAUUGGAUAUUCCGACGCCUUGGAUGAAAUUCCUUCACGAGAAUAAGGCUCAUUGGAAGGAAAGAGCUGCGAAAGAAGAAGAAGAGCGAAAAAUCAAAGAAGCUGCAGAAGCUGAAGCUGCCGCCAAACAAGUCGAAGAAAACAAAGAAAAUGGCGUCACAACGAAUUGAUACACACAUCUUCCCAAACACAUUCAGAUUUCGAGAAAUUUUACAGAAAACGUUCCGAACUUUUUUCCCCCCGAUCAGUAUUAUUUAAUUAUUUUUUUCAGACUAUUUUUACUAAAACUUUUGAAUAUAAAUAUCGAUGAACAUUUUUUUUGUAAAUAAUAUUUUGAAGGCUAGUAAUUCAAUAAAAUAUUGAUUUUUCACGAGAA
This is a messenger RNA of Caenorhabditis elegans, 2213 nucleotides long. It is a transcript of the gene pde-1, whose product is annotated as putative 3',5'-cyclic phosphodiesterase pde-1. The coding region runs from base 13 to 2007 and encodes 664 amino acids. NCBI's taxonomy places the organism in Eukaryota, Metazoa, Nematoda, Chromadorea, Rhabditida, Rhabditidae. The transcript has 11 exons. Gene Ontology annotation, biological process: signal transduction. Gene Ontology annotation, molecular function: 3',5'-cyclic-nucleotide phosphodiesterase activity; phosphoric diester hydrolase activity. The record is from RefSeq and is marked reviewed.